Messenger RNA from Spizellomyces punctatus DAOM BR117, 851 nucleotides. RefSeq lists its product as uncharacterized. The record is from RefSeq and is a predicted model, not a curated record. The transcript is spliced from 6 exons. Bases 53 to 691 code for a protein of 212 amino acids. NCBI's taxonomy places the organism in Eukaryota, Fungi, Chytridiomycota, Chytridiomycetes, Spizellomycetales, Spizellomycetaceae.
UGAAAAUGCGCGUUCAGUUUGACCGCUGGUUUGCAAUUGAGGAUUGCUGAACAUGAGAUCUCUCCUUGCUGGUGUUGUCUUCUUCGGCCUAACAUUACAGGCCCUAGCCGCGGGUCAAGCAUCCUUCGUAAUUGAGGAUGAAUUCAAAUGGGUAUCCUGCUCAAGUGUGAUAAAAUUGGCUCACAAGACCGGCUGUCGACUUCACUCGCACGCAAUAACUUACGGAACCGGGAGCGGGCAACAAGCUGUUACAUGUAAUCCGGCGGCAGACAACACAGAUGACUACUUCUGGGUGCAAACCGGGUUAGGAAGCCCUCGGUGCAAGCGAGGGCAAGAAAUCCCAUGUAACUCUAUCGUGCGCUUGAUGCACCUAAACACAAAAAAAUAUCUCCACAGCCAUGCAGGACAUGCUUCCCCAUUUACCCGCAACCAGGAAGUAUCUGCCUUCGAUGGCACAGAUAAAGGAGACAACUGGAAACUGAUAUGCGUCAAUAAGAAUGACAAGUUCUGGACUCGAGAAAGCCCAAUCCGAUUAGUGCACGAGGAGACAGGCAAAUAUCUUAGCGCGUCGCCACAACAUAUUUAUAGGGUCAAUCCACCGGGACAGGUGGAGGUCAGUGGGCUCGGUGCUGCGAGUUCAGAUGACAUCUGGACUGCUCAAGAGGGUAUUUAUUUUGGCGCACCCGAGUGAGGAGUAUACACGAAUCAGCCAGAACGGCUUCAAUCUCAUUGACAGCAGCAUCUAUCUGUUUAAUCCGCUUUGGCACAAAAAUAUGAGUCCUUGAAACAGUUUGCAGCACUUGGCAUGGGAGCCAUCGCAAAAACUUGUUAAUACAAUUUUGAUUCACCAA